Molecule: messenger RNA, 3348 nt
Organism: Pocillopora meandrina
Lineage: Eukaryota; Metazoa; Cnidaria; Anthozoa; Scleractinia; Pocilloporidae
Source: the annotation of a GenBank genome assembly
AUGUCGGACAUGACAUCAAAAGAGAGGUGUGAUGAAGUUUCGGAGGAAGACGAUCAGCCAGCAGCUACUGUGAAUCAAGUACAUCACAAACCUCCGCCCGAUGGAGGGUGGGGAUGGGUCGUUUGUCUCGGAGCAUGGAUGGUGAAUUUCUUAACAGUAGGGCAGCAGAAUGCAGCCGGUGUAGUGUACUCGGCGCUUUUGAACGAAUAUUCCACAAAAAGAGGGGAAACAGGUAGAGUUGCCUACACAUUAAACCAAACUAAAAAUGUUCGGAUUUUGUUGAAUACUCAGUCUAGUCAUUUUGUUUCUUUAUUUUUCAAAACGACUCUCCGGUAAACGGAAACUGAAAUGUGAAUCCAAGCGGUAUGUGUGCGCAAUACAACAUUUCGUGGUUUUCUUCGCUAUUUUGACCAUCAUUUAAUUUUAAUUGAAAGUCACUUUUCCUAUCUUGAAUUUUUUAAACCUUCCCUUUAAGGUCUGGCGGUCAUAUUUAUCGAGUAAUUUUUGCACAACUUAAGACGUGACCUAAUAAAGUGUGAGAUCAAAGCCCCUUUCUAUUUUCGUAUUAGCAGAAGCUUCCGGUUAAGAGAUCACGAAUUUGCGCCAUCUGACGCACAGAGUACACUUGAAUAUUGGAAAUCGUUCAAACACAAUCGUGACAGUUUAUGUAAAAGGUCGCUUUAGAUUAAACCGUGUUUUAUUCCUUGCGAUUUCCCUUCACAAUCUGUUGGCUAUAUCUAUCUACAACUCAGUCUAGUCAUUUUUGUUUCUUUAUUUUUCAAAACGAUUCUCUGGUAACCGGAAACCGAGAUGUGAAUCAAUGCAGUAUGUGUGCGUAAUACAACAUUUUGUAGUUUUCAUUUUAAUCGAGAGUCACUUUUUCUACCUUGAGUUUUUAAACUUCCCUUUUAUGCUCUGUUUUAUAAUUUUCUAGUAAUUUCUGCACGACGCAAGAAGUGACUUAUAAAGUGUGAGGUCAAAGCCCCUUUCUAUUUUCGUUUAAGUAGACGCUUCCGGUUAAGAGAUCUAGAAUUUGCCCUAUCGGACGCACAGAGCACAUUUGAAUAUUGGAAACCGUUUACAAGUAAUCGUGACAGUUUAUGUCAAAGGUCACUUUAGAUUAAACCGAAUUUUACUCCUUGUGAUUUCCCUUCAAAAUCUGUUGGCUAUAACCAAUCAGAGUAAGAACUACAUGUCCAUUUAAAAGCCUGAUUAAUAGCUGAUAAGAACGAGCAGCUUUUUUAAACGGCCUGACUAAAAAAGUCUCCAUCGCGACAUUCACAAAGUCCGUUCUGUUGUUCUUUAGUCGUUGUCUUUUUACCAAGCCUACAUUGCUAAUCCAGGUCUAUCGUGUCAUUUCAUGGUCCACAGCUUUGAAACUUAACUUGGCCUAAUGAGCAUAGCCCGACGUAAAAAAAUAAAACAUGAGAACAAUAUUAUCUUCCUAGAUGGAAAAGUUUGUCAAUUGAGUAAAUAGCUUAUCAUCUUUCUCAACAGCUUGGGUUGCCUCGCUGGCGUCCAGUAUGAUGUAUCUGUUCGCUGCUGUGGGUACCUCUCUCGCUGAACGUUUCGGAAGCCGAUUGGUUGUCAUCAUUGGAUCUUUCGUCUCAGCUUCAGGCCUCCUUGCCAGUUCCUUCGCAACAACGCUCACACCCCUGUAUGGAAGCUACGGAAUUAUAUGGGGUCUGGGAGCAAGUCUGGGCUUAUUUCCCUCGCUCGUGAUACUAACAAAGUACUUCAGGAGGCGUCUUGCCCUUGCAUCUGGGAUGGCUCUGGCGGGAGCCGCUUGUGGCACUCUGGUAUAUGGGCCUGUGAUACAACUUCUUGUAUCAAAGUACGGGAUUUCAGUUACAUUUCGGAUUCUUGCCGCCGUUCAGAGUUUAAUGUUUUUAAGCGGAUUGAUAUUUCGACCUGUGGAGAGCCAUAAGGCCCGACGAGACAGAGAAAGAGAAAAAAACGGCAACAUUUUCAAGAACAAAGCGUACGUCAUCUGGGUUGCUUCGCUUUGUGUGUUCAUGCUUGUGUUCCUCGUGCCUUUUGUUCAUUUGGUAAGUUAAGCAUACAUAAAUUGUUUCUUCCCUCACUAUCCACAGCCUCCAGUUCCAAGAAGUUGCUUUCAGUUAGUUGAGAACAUUCAGGUUUCAUUUCUGUUUGAUAAUUUCCUGUGUUUCAGUCUCACUGAGAGAAAGUUUGUUUCUACUUCUCUUGAAGGCUGCUCGCAAAUAUGCGAAAAAUAAGAGUCUUGUACUUAAAUAGUGCUGACGGUUCAUCAUAGCCUGGGCUUAUUCCGUUUUCGAGCCGUGAAGGAACCAAAGUAUUGCCUCUCCUUUAAAUUUGUCCAUAGCGGUGAACGAAUCAAUUCCUCUGACAGUUUGCUGGUUUUCCUUUACACUACGUGGGUGGAGAGGCAGUGAGGGUGAAAAGUCUCUUUGCCAAAGAAAACAAGUGAACAUAAAUUUAAUUUUGUUCCCAAGGAAAAAAUCUCCUCUAUUUUGUAGUCUAAUUAUGUUUACUGAACAAAAUUGAGGCGACCUUGUAAAUUGAACAGAUCUGCAGUGAUUCAUGGUCAGUAUUCAUGUAUCAUAUCAAGACGAUGACUAAAUCAAAUUGGUUUUCGCGACUGUGGAGCGUUACUUUAAUACCUGAAUUUGUUCCUUCUUUGUUUAGGUUCGCUUUACAGAGGACAAAGGCAUCAACACGACCAAAGCCUCUCUUCUAACAGGUUAUAUGGCCUUUGGAGUACUUAUGGGAAGUAUCGCCUUUGGUAUUGCGUGCGAUCAUCCGCGAUUCAACCGCCUCAAGGUCUGCCAGCUCUCUCUCCUUCUCAUAGCUAUUUCUUCCUCCCUUGUCACCAUGGCGAAUAAAUAUGUCUGGAUUUGUGUGUACGCGUUCACUUUUGGUGUUUUUGAUGGAUGCUACGAGAUGCUUGUUCCGGUGAUCACGCGGGAUAUCGCAGGCUCUCAAAGAGUAGCGCACGCCAUCGGUUUGCUUUACUGUAUGAUGGCCUUUCCAAAAACGCUCGGCCCACCAAUCGCUGGUUGGCUUUUCGACUUAUCCAAUGACUACAGUGUUUCUUUUUAUGUCACUAGCGCUGUAACCAUUAUUGCAACAGCCGUCAUGUUCCUUCUCAAUUGGGUUCCACUCCACAAAGAUCGCAUGGAGAUGGAAGAAAAUGAAAUGCACUCUCCGAAAAUCACAGACGAACCUUCUCACGAAAGCGUCUACGAUGGCCUCGGGAUAAACUUAACACCAGAAUCCGACGACUCCGUAACUCGCAGGUGGCUGCCAAUUUACUGGGUAGAAAGUCGCGGAGAAUAUGAAUAUCGCGAAAAGCUGACAGUGCUGUGA